CGGGGACGGCACAACUCGCCGGGCUUGGCGGCAGCGCCAUUUUGAACUGGCUGAGGGUCGGAGGCGGCGGCUGGCGAGCUGGGCUCCGAGGGAGAGCCCGCGAGGAAGGAGCGGACAUGGCCGCGAAUAGAAACCUGAAGCAAGUGCGGAUCGAAAACAGCUCCCCAGCGGCGCCGCUGGGCAUGGUGGGGGGUGGCGGCGGCGGCACCCUGAAAGGAUUGCGCGGCCUAGAAGCGGAGAGCGAGGCGGCGGCGGCCAUGGCUCUGGCGCCGAGCAAAGAAGGUGGCGGAGAUGAGGAGCGGGAGGUUGGGUUCACUAUCGAUAUCAAGAGCUUUCUCAAACCUGGCGAGAAGAGCUACACGCAGCGUUGCCGGCUCUUCGUGGGGAAUCUGCCUACUGAUAUCACCGAGGAGGAUUUCAAGCGCCUUUUCGAGCGCUACGGGGAGCCCAGCGAGGUCUUCAUCAAUCGAGACCGUGGCUUCGGCUUCAUCCGCCUGGAAUCUAGGACCCUGGCUGAAAUAGCAAAGGCAGAACUUGAUGGUACUAUUUUGAAGAGCAGACCACUUCGAAUUCGAUUUGCUACCCAUGGAGCUGCCUUAACGGUGAAGAAUCUGUCUGUGGUUUCCAAUGAGCUGCUGGAACAAGCAUUCUCUCAAUUCGGGCCAGUGGAAAGAGCGGUUGUUGUAGUAGAUGAUCGUGGCAGAGCUACAGGGAAAGGUUUUGUAGAGUUUGCAGCAAAACCUCCGGCACGGAAAGCUCUAGAAAGAUGCAGUGAUGGGGCAUUCUUGCUUACAACAACACCUCGACCUGUUGUUGUAGAACCAAUGGAGCAAUUUGAUGAUGAGGAUGGACUCCCUGAGAAGCUAAUGCAAAAAACACAACAGUACCACAAGGAAAGAGAACAACCACCACGCUUUGCUCAGCCUGGAACAUUUGAGUUUGAGUAUGCUUCACGGUGGAAGGCUCUUGAUGAGAUGGAAAAGCAGCAGCGUGAACAGGUUGACAGGAACAUUAGAGAAGCCAAAGAGAAACUUGAGGCAGAAAUGGAAGCAGCUAGACAUGAGCAUCAGCUAAUGCUGAUGAGGCAAGAUCUCAUGCGUCGUCAAGAAGAAUUGAGGCGCUUGGAAGAACUUCGAAACCAAGAACUUCAAAAACGCAAGCAGAUACAAUUGAGACAUGAAGAGGAGCACAGACGUCGUGAAGAAGAGAUGCUACGCCAGAGGGAGCAGGAGGAAUUACGACGACAGCAGGAGGGAGGAUUUAAGCCAAAUUUCAUGGAUAAUAGAGAACAGGAAAUGAGAAUGGGUGAUAUGGGUCCUCGUGGAGCAAUAAACAUGGGAGAUGCGUUUAGCCCAGCACCUGCUGGUAACCAAGGCCCUCCUCCAAUGAUGGGUAUGAAUAUGAACAACAGAGGAACUUUACCUGGCCCUGCAAUGGGUCCUGGUCCUUCCAUGGGACCAGAAGGAGCUGCAAAUAUGGGAACACCAAUGAUGCCAGAUAAUGGAACAGUGCAUAAUGAGAGAUUCCCUCAAGGAGGCCCAUCCCAGAUGGGUUCACCUCUGGUUAGUAGAACGGGCUCUGAAACUCCUCAGCCGCCAAUGAGUGGUGUAGGUGCCGUGAGUGGUGGACCUGGUGGCUUUGGUAGAGGAAACCCAGGGGGCAACUUUGAAGGACCUAACAAGCGUCGCAGAUACUAAAUCUUAAUUCAUUCCUUACUGUUUUAGAAAUUCCAGUAAAAUUAUACAGUGAUAUGCCUUUAUCAUUUUAGCUGUUAUCUGGAAACGGUUCUAUUGUUAUUGUAGUCUUUAAAACAGUUUCUUUUGUAAAACUUUUUUUGUAUUCAGUCAUAGGCUUUGUAGUAUAGAGCAGAAAUGAUGCGGAUCAUUAUGUAAGGCAAUGUGUUUGUGACUCUAGCAAAAUACAAUGUGUGACUAUGCUGUAAAACGUGCAGUUAUCUGAUUACAAUAAAACAAAAAUCACUGGAAAGGAUUUUGGGAAUGUUAUUACUAAUACUGAGUAAGAAUAAUUUUAUGCUUAAUUAUAAGUGGCAUAAUUUUCAUUUUUACGUAGUUUCUACUAUGUGUCAAGAAAGUUCAUUCUUUAUAGUGAGUGUUUAGCUAAAAUGCGUGGUGCAGUGCAUACUAUGAAAAACUUAAAACACACCUGCUUUUGUUUUGACUUUCAAAGAGCAUAAGAUUUUAUACAACGUGUUCUCAAAGGUACUGUGUCCUUGCAUCUCAAUCCACCAUUGCAAACUUAGUCACAGUAGUCUUAUCAACAGAGGUUAUCUGUCAGACAGUUUAUUAGAAAAUUUAACUUGGGGAGGGAUAAAAAAAACUUCGGAAAGGUAUCUCUGUGUAUGCUAUAUUCAUAACAGUGUGAGUGAAUUUACCUAAACCAUAUUUAUAGAGGAGAAAAUUGGUUGUGACAUCUGUGUGUUCUGCUGAUGGUUGAAGUAUCUUCCAUAGCAAGGAAGGAGACAUUUCUGCACGCUGGUCGAAAGCUUUCCGCUGUGUUCGCAUGUCAUUAUUGAUAAGUAUACAUUUCCCCCAGUGGUUGGUUUGAAUAAAAACAUGUCUGUUAUCAAUGAGUAACUGUUUGAUUAGGAAGCAAAUACAUGUUUUCCAAUGAAAAUAAGUGUUCACUUAUAGUUGAGUAAUACACAUUUAGAAGGAGUGCACACGAGUAUUCUUCAGAACGGUUUUACAGAACAAGGCAUUUUGAAAAUGCCCAUUUACAGCACAACUCAGGGUAGAUUUGCUGAUUGAGUUUUAAGAUA
Catharus ustulatus (Swainson's thrush) is the source of this 2779-nucleotide messenger RNA. It is a transcript of the gene PSPC1, whose product is annotated as paraspeckle component 1. Gene Ontology annotation, biological process: regulation of DNA-templated transcription. Gene Ontology annotation, molecular function: RNA binding. Lineage: Eukaryota; Metazoa; Chordata; Aves; Passeriformes; Turdidae. The record is from RefSeq and is a predicted model, not a curated record. Gene Ontology annotation, cellular component: nucleus.